Messenger RNA from Chinchilla lanigera (long-tailed chinchilla), 1556 nucleotides. RefSeq lists its product as uncharacterized. NCBI's taxonomy places the organism in Eukaryota, Metazoa, Chordata, Mammalia, Rodentia, Chinchillidae. The record is from RefSeq and is a predicted model, not a curated record.
CCCAGUGCUGUCUAACUGCGUGCCUACCAGUACUACGCACCGGGGCGCCCUGCGGCUGCUACCGAGAAGCAUCAGGUCCGCAGAGCCUGCUUGAGAGUCCGCGCGAAGAGCAUCGGCAGUUCUUACACGCCGCUUGGAGCACUUCUGUUGGAAGAAACCAUCCCUUCCCUCUCUGGUCCGUGAAACAGAAGCUCCCACUCACAAGGCUUCUGAAGAGAACAUCGCCUUCUCCCAGCUUCCUCAUCCCGGUUCUCCCCACCCUGAAGGAGCCGCUCACUGUCACCAAUUCAGGGCUGUGCUGCCCGCCCACGGGCCGGCCAGCAUUCAGGAGGGGGCGGUGAGUGGGGAGGCAGCCAGGUUUCAUUAACGUAGCUAGCUGAUCAGGAAAAUGGCCCGAGCCCUGUCUGAGUGGCCACUUCACAAAAGGUAGGUCCUGGGCCGGGGUUUUCUGAGGGAGGUGAGGGACGGGGCAGGAAGGCCGUGCGGGUUGUGCAUCCUCAGGGCCGUUCCUCUUGGUGCUGCUCUCCUCUGUGUAACCACGUUAUGUCCAGGCAAGUUAAGCAUUCUUCUUCUUUCACUUAGACAGCAGGACUCGCAAAUCUUCGGCGCACACUGUGAUCCCUUUGGAAGCCUCCCAGCUGUUCUGCGUUCUGAAAAACUAAGGUCGCUGAUCAGGAGGUCUGGCAACCAGUGUUUUCCCCUUAGUUCCCUUCUCUUAGGAUAGUUGACUCUGAGAGGUAAUAUCUCACCAUUUAGAAUGUUGUUUGCUUGCUUUUUCUCUUCCUUUUAUUAGUUACAGUGCGGGGCAAAACAAAAAAGAAUGACUUUACAAGGUGCAGUUUUGCAGAGUGGAGCUAGUUUUGAAUAGGGUGCUGAAAAACAAAUCAGCACAGCCAUUAGUGCCCCUUGCAAAGUGCUGCUCACCCUCAUCCUCUCGUCCUGUACCCCACUCCACCCUCAUACCCUGCACCCACAUACCCUGCUCCCCGGGAGGCCUGAGUCCAGCGUUAGGAAGUCCGGCAAUGCAUCUUGAUCUGUGGACUCUCGUCAAAGCCCAGGCGUUGGUCUCCACCUAUUUGAUCUUGUGUUCAUUUCUUGGUAGGCUCUGCAUGGUCAUUCAUUCACUCGUUCACUUAUUUGUACAGAGUCUCACUAUGUAGCCCAGGCUGGCCUCAAAUUCACCGUGAUCGUUGUCUCUCACCUCCUCCGAGGGCCGGGAUGACAGCAGACGUGCCACUACAUCAGGCUUGAGGCAGGAGACCAGGGUGUGGCCAGCUGGCUGAGCAGGUGGGUGUAACCAGUCACCGCAGAGAUCUGGAACGCGUAUGCGGAACACAGUUCCCCGGCCCUGCACCUGGGACCAGUCAGAAAGUGCUGUCUUCAGUUCUUCUGGCACAAAAUCAAGCAGGUUUUUGACAGGAUGGCCCGAUGUGAUGUAGCCUGAAGAAUGAGGGGUACAAAAGACUUCUGCCUUUACCCUGUGAGCCUCACUGGCCCGCUCUCACCUGCAGAAUGUACUUCUUUCCUACCUUUAGUAAAUGUAACACCGCACUGCC